CACCCCCAGGCUCACCUGAGUGCAGGUUAAGCAGGUGAAGUGUUCUCCCCGGAAACGGAGCUAGAGUGCCCCACCUGCCCGGCCCUGCCUGCUCAGAUCGGAUCCAGCACGUCCAGGCUUCCCCCUCCCCACCCAGGAACCAGCGGUGACAGCUGAGGCCAUGUGAGUUGGAUCCUGAAUGAGGCUUUAUCUCUAGCUAUUGGUCCCAUCAUCCACCGUGGCACCAGCUCCCUCCGCCAGCAGGGAUGGGACAGGCGACUGAGACGGCCGGAGCCAGAGAGCAGGUGACAGCAACUUCAGCCUGGACACUGAGGGGCAUGGGACUCUGGGCCUACUGCUGCCGAGCCAUGGUCCACAGCCCCUGACCCCUGACACUGACCUUCCACCCUAGGCCUGCCUGACCAAGGCAUGUCCGAACAAGUGGCUCAAGCCCCAGGGGCCCGGGGGCUGCCCCAAGAUGUGCUGGCAGAGCAAGUGGAGCUGUGGUGGUCCCAGCAGCCACGGCGCUCGGCGCUCUGCUUCGCUGUGGCCGUGGGCCUUGUGGCGGGCUGCGGGGCGGGCGGCGUGGUGCUGCUGUCCUCCACCAGCAGCCGCUCCGGCGAGUGGCGCCUGGCAGCGGGCACCGUGCUCUGCCUGCUGGCCCUGCUGGUGCUGGUGAAGCAGCUGAUGAGCUCGGCCAUACAGGACAUGAACUGCAUUCGCCAGCCCCACCACGUGGCCCUGCUGCGCAGUGGCGGGGGCGCCGAUGCCCUCGUGGUGCUGCUCAGUGGCCUCGUGCUGCUGGUCACCGGCCUGACCCUGGCUGGGCUGGCCGCCGCCCCUGCGCCUGCCCGGCCGCUGGCUGCCAUGCUGUCUGUGGGCAUUGCCCUGGCUGCCUUGGGCGCGCUCUUGCUGCUGGGCCUGCUGCUGUAUGAGGUGGGCGUGAGUGGAUACUGCCCCCUUGGCAGGGGUACCGCCCCCUCUGCCCACAACGGCCACAGCGGCCACGGCAGCAUCUUCAGCAUCUCAGGACAGCUGUCUGCUGGCCAGCGUCACGAGACCACGUCCAGCAUCGCCAACCUCAUCUGACAGGGCCACAGCCCCGCUUCCCACGCCUGCCUCGGUGUCCCCGCGGCCCAUGCUAGGGCGAAUGCAUGCAUGUGCACAGCCCAGGGCUGUGUCAGUCCUUCCGUGAGUUGUGUGAUGUGUGAUCGGGAGCCCAGGUGGCGCUGUCAGCCACAUGUCCGGGUUAGAGAAACGUCUGGGCUCCCUGAGGAUUCCUGUGCCCUUGCAAACCCAGCCCUGCCCUGUGACAGCUGCCAGGGCCUUCCCCAGCGGACUCUUGCCCACCCCAGAGGCUGCCCCCGGGGCUGCUCAUGGAGGAGUGACUGGGGCAGCGUGGAAAGGACACGGGGUCCAGAAGGGGGCAGACCUGGGGUUGGACUCCUCCCCGAGGCCUUACAGCGCGAGGAUUCAGGCAAGGGACCCUGGCUCUCGCGCCCACCCUCGUGUCUCGAGGCUCAUGGUCCAGGGCAUCAACUGUGGGAUUAAAUGCCUGUGGUCACAGCGAGGGCUGGUGGAUGGAUGGGGCUCAUGGCAGAUGUGCAAUAAAAUGACAAUAGCUGUUGUUGUCCUCAGCAUCUUGACCUCACCCCUGCCCCACGCUCCCCACCCCUGUCCAUGGUGCCUUGCAGGACUCCUGAGCCAGGCCUGGGCUUCUCCUCUGAGCAGCUGGGUGGGGAGGGCUGGAGGGAUGCUCAGCUCUGGGAUGGAGGUGGAGACCCGACUCCUUUGCCCUUGCCCUUGCCCUUGCCCGUUGCUGGUUCGGGGCUGGGUGAGAGCAGCUGGCUCCUCUGGAGACUGCACCUCCCUGGUCUCCUUUCCGCUGAGUCCCCGCUCUGAGCCAGAACAUGAUGUGCCUGUGUAGACGCUGCUCCCACUGGCCUGCUCCUGCGCUGCUGGGCACAGGAGAGCAGUGAAUCCCUCUGCGCUGGCAGUGUCCCCUGGGGAGCAAGAGGGCGUCCUCA
Messenger RNA from Oryctolagus cuniculus (rabbit), 2006 nucleotides. It is a transcript of the gene TMEM125, whose product is annotated as transmembrane protein 125. NCBI's taxonomy places the organism in Eukaryota, Metazoa, Chordata, Mammalia, Lagomorpha, Leporidae. The record is from RefSeq and is a predicted model, not a curated record.